Aspergillus saccharolyticus JOP 1030-1 is the source of this 660-nucleotide messenger RNA. RefSeq lists its product as uncharacterized. The coding region runs from base 98 to 433 and encodes 111 amino acids. The record is from RefSeq and is a predicted model, not a curated record. Lineage: Eukaryota; Fungi; Ascomycota; Eurotiomycetes; Eurotiales; Aspergillaceae. The transcript has a single exon.
UUUAAUUGCUUGAGGUUGUUUUGUAGAGGGGUUUUUUUCUUCAAUUCCACCGACCCCUGAGAGAUGCUGCAGCUGUCUGUCAAAGAAAAUCGCGUCGAUGCGCGAUCCGCGAAGGCCUCAGGCAGAGGGGAACUUUUCUGUUUUAGGAAUGGUGGUGGGUGCCCCACCCGGGAAACACAGGACGGGGGAAUACUUUGGUAUGGUUCCACUCUUUGUUUCUUUCAUCCAUGGACUAUGGUGCUAUUUCCAGCUUCUUUCAAAUUGGUCGAGUAUUGCAAAAUGUGAGGUUUUUGGGCAUGUCGCAUUCUUCUUGUACACACUGGGUGUUGUACCAAGGACCUUCUUUUCGGUAGUCUGUUUGGUCCUUGGACUUCUUUUUGUGUCGAUACCUAGUUAUGCCUGGAUGUCCAUUGCCAAGAACAAUGGUUCUUGAUCGUAAUCUUCAGAUCGUGAUUCUGUUGUGUGAAUUUGGGUAUAUGAUUACCAGAACUUGUUGGCAUAUCGUGCACUGUCACAUUUGCGUUCACGAUCAUCUAACAUGCUCGUCGGCAUAAUCACCCUACAUCUUGUACAUACUGUCUAAAUGAAUCGGUUGCGGGCAGUCCGAGUUGAAUCUGCUGCAACAGAUAGUCUAUCGAUCCAGUCGCUGCUUUUGAGCAG